Oncorhynchus keta (chum salmon) is the source of this 530-nucleotide messenger RNA. Its product is annotated as cytochrome c oxidase subunit 7B, mitochondrial-like. Gene Ontology annotation, biological process: mitochondrial electron transport, cytochrome c to oxygen. Bases 133 to 369 code for a protein of 78 amino acids. The record is from RefSeq and is a predicted model, not a curated record. Lineage: Eukaryota; Metazoa; Chordata; Actinopteri; Salmoniformes; Salmonidae. The transcript has 3 exons.
UCAGAUAGCACUAACCGAGGUUUAGCAAAUUAUGCGCAUGCGCGUAUGAGUUACUUUUAACCAUUUUCCGGUAUUUGUCGUAAACGUUCUUCCAGUUUGGUCUUCAAGGGCAUUUUACGAACCCGAGUCAACAUGCUUCGGUUUGCUAAAGCAGCCCUGAACGUCUCCGGACAAGGUGCCCGUCUUGUGAGGUUCAGUUCAACCCAUGCCCCCGAAUUCCAUGCCAAGUAUGGCACUGGCCUGAUGGUCGGAGGAUUCGCGUUCUGUGUGUCAGUCUGGGGAUUUGUACUAACACAAACUGGCAUCACAUGGAAUCUGUCUCCAGUUGGGAAGGUCCAACCCAAACCAUGGAGGGAUGCGGAAGAAUAAUGGACUGAGACUGCUCUCUUGAGAAAUCGACCACAGCAGACCACAACACUUAUUCCAGAUAUCCCUAUAAACAUUCUGGUUGUACAGAUGGAUACCCAUGUUUUUAACUUGUUGCCGUCCUGACAUUACCCAUGUAAUCAAUAAAUGAAAUGUAAACCAAA